UGGCCAUUUAAGGGGUUGUGCUGCCCACCACAGGCUAUUAUAGGAGGGUAGAAGAUAAGAUGGGUCGUACAUAAAACCCACCCUAGUAUCACACCUUGGCUGGGAGUCCACAUACAAUCAUUCAGACAUGGCAAGUAAGAAGGCUUCCAACAAGAGACAGAGGGGAGGACAGAAGUCUUGCUCUAAUGUCUUCUCCAUGUUCGAGCAGUCCCAGAUACAGGAAUUCAAGGAGGCUUUCGGCUGCAUUGACCAAGACAGAGACGGUGUUAUCAAAAAACAGGACCUGAAGGAGACCUAUGCUCAGCUGGGUAUUUUGUUUACUUAUAAAUCUCUAUUAAAAAUAAAAAUGUUCUACUUAUGUAACCUGCCUUUUGUACUGCAUUUGUUACUGUAUAUUUGUUUAAACUGGUUGUGUGUGCAUUUGCUUGUGUGUGUGUGUGUUUGCGUAUCAGGAAAACUUAAUGUCAAAGACGAGGAGCUGGAUGAGAUGUUGAAUGAAGGGAAGGGCCCCAUCAACUUCACUGUGUUCCUGACUCUUUUUGGGGAGAAACUCAAUGGUACUGAUCCUGAAGACACCAUACUUGCUGCCUUCAAACUUUUUGAUCCCAAUGGAACAGGCUUUGUUAACAAGGAUGAGUUUAGGCGAUUACUGAUGAACCAGGCCGAUAAAUUCACAGCAGAUGAGGUGGAUCAGGCAUUCGCUCUCGCUCCCAUUGACCCAACUGGCAACAUCGACUACAAAUCACUCUGCUACAUCAUCACACAUGGAGACGAGAAGGAAGAAUCCUAACAAGGAUCUGUGUAAUCAGGUCAUACAGGUCACCUAAACACGCUGAUGACUGUUUUUAUGUUGACUAGUUAUCAUUCCAAAACAUUAAUGUUUGAUGGAAUAAUGGUGGAAUAUCUGAUUCAUUCAAACUCAACUGUUCAAUGGUCAGAAAUGCAGCAGAAAAAGUGACUCAUUUGUUUGUAUGCUAUAAGAAUAAAGU
This is a messenger RNA of Lates calcarifer (barramundi perch), 989 nucleotides long. RefSeq names its product myosin, light chain 7, regulatory (gene myl7). The record is from RefSeq and is a predicted model, not a curated record. Gene Ontology annotation, cellular component: myofibril; cytoplasm. NCBI's taxonomy places the organism in Eukaryota, Metazoa, Chordata, Actinopteri, Centropomidae. Gene Ontology annotation, biological process: heart contraction; cardiac muscle tissue development. The coding region runs from base 128 to 790 and encodes 220 amino acids. The transcript has 6 exons. Gene Ontology annotation, molecular function: calcium ion binding.